AUGGAUAAGUAAGCCCAAGAACGCAUAAGUUUGGAUAUAAUUUCUCUGAAUUCAUAAUUAUAAAUUGAAAUGCCAUCUCAUUUUAAAGAAUAAUUUAAAUAGGUUGCAUCAGCUACUUUAAGUGCACUAAAAUAGAUGGAAGCUGCUCCUUUAUUAGUUCAAAGCUAUUAAGCUUUAUAACGAUUGUUGUUACAACUACUAAAGAAUGAUUACCGAGACGAUAAUAGAGAGUCUAAGACCUUGAGAGAAGUCAAAGAGUUAGAUAAAUUGAGAGUAAAUGCAUUACUUGUCCAGAAUAAUAAAUUAGCAAUAGAAAUAAAAUAGUUGUCAAAUAAAUUAAAAGAACUGGAAGAAAGUCAAGAUGUUGUCAAAUUAAGAGAAGAAAUAUAAAGGAUUACUUAGGUAAAGGAUGAUUAAAUUAAUCGAUUAAUAAUAUUGAAUGAUACCAAAGAAAAGUAAGUGUCCAAGAACAGUCAACUUAUCAUUUAAUUGAAAUCAGUAAUCUAGAAGUAGGAUAGUUAAAUUCAAAUUCUAGAAAACUAUUUAGAAAGUGACAAAAAGAAAUACAGUCAUAUUGAAAAUACAUAUGACAAAAUGGUUAGUGAAAAUAGACAUCUGAAUGAGUUGUGCAAAAUGCAAGAAGAAGAUCUCACAGCUCACUAUUUCAGAUAUAGACAUUACUUAAGGGAGGAGGCUAAAUCUAGAAAGAAAUUGCUAAUGCUGUAAGAUGAGAUAGACAAGAUGAAAAUCGAAAAGAGUAAGAGACCUGAAGUCCCAAAAGUAGAUCCAGAGUAGGAAUAGAAGUUAUUAAGACUUGCUUACAACUUUUCUCAAGAUAAACAAUACUUUAAAAUUAUGAAAGAACUCACUCAACUCAAUAUUACUAAGUUGAGUGAUCAAGAAUAAACAACCAUCAUGUUCCUAAAAAAUGUUCGUUAUGAUUAUAUUUACAAUGAUUCUCUGACUAAGUUCUAAUAUCCUCGUCCUAGUUUUCUAUUGUUUUAUGAAUCAAAUAUGAAGAAUUUGGAAUCAGAUUAUAGGAACAUCGAAUUUCAUUAAAUUAGCAUACUAUUCUUUGCUACCAUCAGAGCAAUUUUAGAUUCAUAAUAUAAUGAAUUUCUGUAUCGGGAUAAUCAAUAUACGCUUGUUAAGUUUGCAGAUUUUGUUUAUGGAUGGAUAAGCACUUUUAUAAUCAAUCCCAAGACACGAUAAAUAGAAAUAAUUAAAGAUAGAAGUUUUGAGCAUCUAGAACCAAUAAGAACUGAUUUUAUCUUGGAUUGUUUAAGUCCUAAAUUAUCUAAAUUACAUGAAGUCAUUAUCUUUAAUGAAUUACUUUUUGAACUGAGUUCUCCAGAUGAACUUUACUAUUAUUUAUAUUCCAGAUUCUUGAUUUUUAAAGGAAGUUUAUCUCAUUAACAGAGGUAUAGUUUUGAAGCAGUCCUUUUUGUUUAAUUGAGUUGGAUUCAAUAAAUUUUAGAAUAGAUCUUAUGGAAAUAUGAUCAAUCUAUGUACAAUUAAAUCAAUUAAAUAAUAAUUGAGAGCAGUGUAACAAAAGCAAAAGGGACAAUUGUGGAUGGGCAUUACGUAUUGAGAAUUCUGCUUGAGUUAUAUAGGACAGAGAGGAAGAAUCGAUUGGCUAUGCUUAAAGAAGUAUUUAGUGCUUGUGUAUCAGUAUAAAGUUCAGGUAAGAGUGGAGUUACUUUUAAGAAUUUCAAAAAAAUAUUCUAAAGCAAUUUUCCAGAGGUUUCAGAUUCAGAAAUUUGUUCACUCUUUAGAGAAUCAUAUAUGUGUGGAGAUGGAGUAGUGACAGCUGAAUCAUUUUUCACGGCUGCUUCUGAAUCCUGCUUUUUUGUCAAAUAGAUGUUACUCAAAACAUUAAAUAAGACCCCAGUGGUUGAGUUAAAUGAAAUCUCAUACAAAGAAAGCAAUUUACCCUUUCUGGAUUUCUAUUAACAUUAUAAGCAAUUGCCACAUCAUCUAGUAUAAAAAUGCUGUCUAUAAUUUGGAUUACACUCAGUUAUUCUUGAAUUAGAAGUGUUGCAUAAACUCAUCAAAAACUAUUUUUAAGAUUAAUACAAUUAAUAUUCUCUCUUCUCUACAGUAACUAAGCUGAUUCAUAUUUAUAAUACUGUUAUUGACUUGCAUAUGAGACAGUAGAAUACAUUCUGUAAGGAUUGGGAUUAAAGUGAGAUUGAAUCACUGAAAUCUCUGAAUAACUAAUUAUCUUAAUUGUUCUCGCCAUUAAUAGAGUAUGAUUAGUAGAAGAAACUGUAAAAUAUUGCCAAAUAGAGGAAAUUAAGACCUCUGCAAAUAUUUGUAAAGAACAGAGUUUAAAGAUUUUAUUAAAUGAUAGCCAGUAUCAUAAACAAUAAUAACAUUAAUGUAGCAGAUCCAUAAAUGGCAAAGAGGAGAUUUACGAAAUAGUCUUCGAUUAAAAUGUAAUGA
Paramecium tetraurelia is the source of this 2445-nucleotide messenger RNA. RefSeq lists its product as uncharacterized. The record is from RefSeq and is a predicted model, not a curated record. The transcript has 4 exons. Lineage: Eukaryota; Ciliophora; Oligohymenophorea; Peniculida; Parameciidae.